CUAGAAGAAAAAGUACAAUUCAUUGAAAACGUAUAUCCAAUGGCUCAACACAGUUUAACAUUCAACGACAUUUUGGCCAAGAAUGUUCGGCACGUGUACAGUGGUCUGCCUACUGAAAUCAGGUUUCGCCGACCGAAACACCAACACGCACUGGAGCUGCACCAACGGAUCUACGAGGAACAAACCCGUCCACCGGACCGCUUCCAGCUGAGGGUUCAAGAAUACCUUCCCCGGUUCAACAUCUCUCUCCCCAGAGCCCCGGCCUUCCGCCAGGUGAGCCAGUCGGAGAUGAAAGACAUCGUGUUUCGCGUGAGCAAGCCCACGAACAGCUCGAGGAAGCCGUGCCACACGUGUCACCGUGAAAUCGCCAGACAGUAUGAAGACAACUGUAUUCUGUGCGAGAUGAACACCUUCAAGCACUCGGCGAGUCGUGCGGAAAUCAGAGGGAUAGUAUCGAGACUUUCCCGCCAGACACAGAGCAGCAUAAGACGAAGUAUUCUCCGCACCAUGAAUCCCGACCCGAUGACGAGCGUUCGACCGUGUACGGCUCAGGAGCGGCUGGUGAGGCCAACGGGGACCAUUGACUGUUGUAUUCCGUGUCAGAUUCUGCACGACACCCACUGGCGAAAAAGACCGCGUUCUUCACUACGAUGAAUGGUGUCUGAAUUGUGACUUUAAACACAGUAAUUCUUGAAGCAUGCGGCGAUGCCAGUCAGUUUCGAUGGAAUUUGAUCAAGUUCGUGCGGGUGAGGAUGAGAGCCCUCAGAUCCCUCUACAUGGCUGCGUUUGCUUACACACCAAAACUUCCACAAUUCAGCAUGACUAUAUGUUGCUUCGCGGUGUGGUUUCCACGCGAACAUUCCUCGGCAGUGUGAACCCUUAGCGGUGCUGAAACCAUUGCGGUUUUCGUCGCGGUAUCGGUGCGGUUUUGGUGUGAACAGA
Messenger RNA from Gigantopelta aegis, 942 nucleotides. RefSeq lists its product as uncharacterized. Lineage: Eukaryota; Metazoa; Mollusca; Gastropoda; Neomphalida; Peltospiridae. The coding region runs from base 40 to 654 and encodes 204 amino acids. The transcript is spliced from 2 exons. The record is from RefSeq and is a predicted model, not a curated record.